AAAUUACAUGACGGUAGACUAAGGGUGAGAUUCGCUUUUGUUCCAAAACAGAACUAACAUGGAAAGUGACAGUGAUCGAAAGGCAAACCCACCCAAAAGGCAGAUCUUUAUCCUCUCCGGUCAAAGCAACAUGACCGGUCGCGGCGGUGUAAUCAAGAACCCCCACCACACUCCCAACAAGCGAUGGAACGGUGUCGUUCCACCAGAGUGCAGUCCCGACCCUUCAAUCCUCCGUUUCAGCGCCGCCUUGAACUGGGAGCAAGCACACGAGCCCCUCCAUUUCGACAUUGACACCAAGAAAGUCUGCGGCAUAGGUCCAGGCAUGGCGUUCGCCAACGCAAUCCGGAAGUGUGUACCCGACGAGUUAGGCCUCGUUCCCUGCGCUGUUGGCGGCACUGCAAUAAAGGAAUGGGCACGUGGGGAGGAGUUGUACGAAAACAUGGUGAAGAGAAUCAAAGAAAGCGUAAAGGGAGACGAAAGUGCAGAGAUCAGAGCAUUGUUGUGGUUCCAAGGAGAGAGUGACACAUCAAACGAAGAUGACGCAGAGGCUUACAAACUCAACAUGGAGAAUCUAAUCUACAAUAUUCGACAAGAUCUAAACUUGCCAUCGCUUCCAAUAAUUCAGGUUGCAUUAGCAUCAGGGUUUGAAUACAUUGAGAAAGUGAGAGAAGCGCAGAAAGCGAUUAAUAUUCCGAAUGUGAUUUGUAUUGAUGCAAAGGGGUUGCAAUUGAAGGAAGAUAAUCUUCACUUGAACACAGAAGCUCAGAUUAAAUUGGGUCACAUGCUGGCUGAGGCUUUUAUUACUGUUUAUCAGAAAAUUAAUAGUUGAAUUAAACCCUAGUUUUGAAAGGGAAGAAGAAGGGUUUUUUCAAAGCACUCUAAUUUUUUUAAAGACAUUGUAAUAGCUGGUUUCGAACUGGAUCUGCAAAAAAUAUUGGAAUCUUCUAGAGUUGGAGAUUUGUUAUUAUAUAUUGAUGGAUCUUGUUUGUUUGCUGUGA
Lathyrus oleraceus (garden pea) is the source of this 998-nucleotide messenger RNA. Its product is annotated as probable carbohydrate esterase At4g34215. The transcript has 2 exons. The record is from RefSeq and is a predicted model, not a curated record. Bases 59 to 829 code for a protein of 256 amino acids. NCBI's taxonomy places the organism in Eukaryota, Viridiplantae, Streptophyta, Magnoliopsida, Fabales, Fabaceae.